Synchiropus splendidus (mandarinfish) is the source of this 2538-nucleotide messenger RNA. RefSeq names its product enhancer of mRNA decapping 3 homolog (S. cerevisiae) (gene edc3). The transcript has 7 exons. Gene Ontology annotation, biological process: deadenylation-independent decapping of nuclear-transcribed mRNA; P-body assembly. Lineage: Eukaryota; Metazoa; Chordata; Actinopteri; Syngnathiformes; Callionymidae. The record is from RefSeq and is a predicted model, not a curated record. Bases 149 to 1585 code for a protein of 478 amino acids. Gene Ontology annotation, cellular component: P-body. Gene Ontology annotation, molecular function: mRNA binding.
AGUUAUUAGCUGGAGCUGACGGCUAACAACACAACAAAUUGAGGAAGCUAACGGCUAACAGUGCAAGAGAGCAAGCUAUUUUACGCAAUACUUAACUAUAUUGGGUUUUUGUUCACACCUGUCGUCAUUUGUUAUUUCAAUUUAAGGUAUGGCUGCAGACUGGUUAGGAAGUUUGGUGUCCAUAAACUGUGGAGCGACACUUGGGGUCUACCAGGGAGAAGUUUCUUCUGUCGAUCAAACCAGCCAGACCAUCUCUCUCAGGCAACCUUUCCACAAUGGGGUCAAGUGUCCUGUUCCAGAGGUUACUUUCAGUGCCAUCGAUAUUAAGGAACUUAAAAUUCUAGACAUCCGAUAUGGGAAGACACAGAAGGGUUGCAUGUCAGCCUCCAACAGUGCCCCAGUCCCGGUGCCAAAAGGUGAUAAAAAGAAUGUGGAGCACGGCAACUCUCCGCAGCUUUGUUCUAAAAGCUACGGAGAACGUCACCUAGAUGUUCCUGGUCAGCACAAGGGAUUCAGACGAAGACAUAACUCAUGGUCAUCAAGUAGUCGUGGCGUAAAUCAAGUCACGCCAAAAAAGAACGGGGCGAAAAACGGUGUGAGCCAGAUGAAGCAGCGUGACGACGAGUGUUUCGGCGACGGUAUGGACGACGGCCUGGACACAGAUUUCGACUUCGAAGGGAACUUGGCCCUUUUCGACAAAGCAGCCGUUUUCUCGGAGAUCGACAUAUCGGAGCGGCGUAAUGGCGCCCGGUCGGUUGGUACCCCGCAAGAGCAGACGCCCUCACGGUAUCGCCACGAUGAAAACAUAUUAGAGGCCAAACCGGUGGUGUACAGGCAGAUAGCGGUGACUCAGCCUGGGGCCAAAGAAUAUUGCACUGAUUCUGGACUGGUGGUGCCGAGCAUAACUUAUGAUCUACGCAAGCGCCUGUUGUCUGCUGCUGAACGUCAUGGCCUCUCAUUAGAGAGGAGACUGGAGAUGACUGGAGUGUGUGCCAGUCAGAUGGCGCUGACUUUACUGGGGGGACCAAACAGAUUCACUCCCAAGAAUUUACACCAGCGACCCACGGUGGCGCUGCUGUGUGGGCCUCAUGUUCAGGGGGCUCAGGGAAUCAGCUGCGGACGUCACCUGGCCAAUCACGAAGUGGAGGUCAUCCUGUUUCUGCCAAACUUUGUCAAGAUGCUGGACGCCGUGACCAGCGAGCUCACGCUCUUCAACAAGACAGGAGGCAAGCAAGUGUCCAAUAUCAAAGACCUCCCUGGGACUCCAGUGGACCUCAUCAUCAGCUGCCUGGACUGCCAUGAGAACACAUUCCUGAUGGACCAGCCCUGGUACAGAGCAGCCGCGGACUGGGCCAACCGCAACCGAGCGCCGGUGCUAAGCUUGGAUCCACCAGUUAGUGGGCAGGGACAAGCCAUCGAGGCGAAGUGGUCCCUCUCCCUCUGCCUUCCCCUCGCGCUGGCUGAAGGGGCCGGCAGGGUUUAUCUGUGCGACAUAGGGGUCCCACGUCAUGUGUUUCAGGAAGUGGGGAUCAAAUAUCAUUCACCAUUCGGCUGCAAAUUUGUCAUUCCUCUGCACUCUGCGUAACAUACAGGGACCGUUCCGGACUGGGAGUUCUAUUCCAAAUAACCAGACAUCUUUUUUUUUUUUCUUUCCUGAAAACACACCGUCCGUGGGCGCAUGCUCGCCUCAUGUGCGUGUUGACUCUGACAAUCCAUCAACGAAAACAGCCGUUUUUGACUCACGCUGGUCCUUAGUUUCGAAACUGAAAUCAACGUGUGACGUUAAAUGCGUGGAAACCUUUGGCAGGAAAGGCAGUGAUCCAGCUUCACUCAUGCCAUUUUUGUAGCACUUACCCUCAGAUGAGUACAUUUUUUUAAACACUAAUCUGAACAAAUCACUUCCUGCUUGCAGUGCUAUAAGCGUUUAGAACACAACAGAAGUGAGAGUGUGGGCAGCUAAUGGGACAAAUCCGGACGCAUCUGGUGAAUCUGGCCUGUUGUGGUGGGGGGGAGAACAGGCCUUGACACAUUCGUAAUUAAGUCCACACUUAAAGUGGUGACUUAAUUAAAUAUAUAUAUUUUCAAAUGUAUACAGCUGUGAAGGGCCUUAACUCUAUGUUUGUGUCAUCACAAUUUUUCACUGACUUAACAAAGACGGCUGCUUUGUUUUCAGCUAGUAUUCGUCUCAAAAAUGCUUGGCGUAGACUUGGUGAACCCCAUGAAGCCCAUAAACAUCAAUCCAAUGACUUGGACUUGCAUAUCCAUUAUGAGUCAAAACGGUGGCGUAGGUUUUUGGUCGGAACUUGAAUGAUGACAACACGAUUGGAGACCUCACGUUGUUUCUCGGUGGGUUUUAAUUGACUGUUCAUAGGAUUUCUUUUUUGCCUGAAGUCAUUUGGUUACCUGUUACUGAGCCCACGAUUUCACUUGUUGAAUGGUUUCCUCUUUCCAACCCAUGAGUGGUGGAACCAUCUGCUACUGUAGCUCUUCUGUGGUCGUUUUUUUUUACGUUUUGUUUUUAAUUUUUAAUUUUAAUUU